Messenger RNA from Metopolophium dirhodum (rose-grain aphid), 3049 nucleotides. Its product is annotated as 2-phosphoxylose phosphatase 1. The transcript has 3 exons. Gene Ontology annotation, molecular function: phosphatase activity. Lineage: Eukaryota; Metazoa; Arthropoda; Insecta; Hemiptera; Aphididae. Bases 576 to 2042 code for a protein of 488 amino acids. Gene Ontology annotation, biological process: dephosphorylation. The record is from RefSeq and is a predicted model, not a curated record.
AGUAGUUCGUGUAGGAAACUAUUCACAAAAACAACAACAGAGUUAUCUCGAUUCCACAAUUCUUAAUUUAUAUUUUACACAGUUUUUUAAUAUGUUAAUAUUAAAUAAUAUCGUCAAUAAAAAUAAACAGUUAAUAAUUAUUAACAAUAUCCAUCUAAUAUCUAUGCGUGCCACGUGAGCAUAAUGCAUAUUAUUGCGUAUUUUAAAAUGCAAAUUCCGAUUUGCAGUCUUAAUUUUGAGUAACACAAUGUACCUAGGGCCUCUGACCUUAAGAGGUACUUACCUACUUGGGUAAAAAUGUAAAGUUGGUUGUAGAUACCUAUUUUUACCGAAGAACUCUGAACGGCAUGUAAUGAACUUGUUGACAAUAUCUGUACACCGAGUAUGGUCCUCGUGCAAAGGAAGGCGGGGACAGCCUGUAAGCUACCUAGGUAAUGCGAAUGAUUGGAAACUAGCAACAUACAUAACUUACUUUCGUCGAAAGUAAAGCGACAAUAGAAACUAUGUGAACUUUUGUAUUAGUGGUAAGCCAAUGUUCCAAAGCUGGAAACAACUGCAAACUUGAAUAAACUGUCAUGUCAAACGUCCAGACCGUGACGGUCAGAAAUAUGGCCCGCCAUAGAUAUUUAGUCUACUUGAUCAUAUGGCUGUGCAUUCUUUUUCCAGUGUUGUAUUUCAAGAUUUCUGAUCGCCCUGUACCUGAUAAUAAGACUGUGAACACAUCUGAAAACUCUGCACAGAAGUAUAAAAAAACAGUGUCCAGAAUCGAUUACAGUGAACUUACUAAAGUUUGCAAUCCUCCCCACAUGAUCGAACCUGGUGAUGAAGGAGAUAUUGGCUUUCUAAACAACAGUCUUACAAUCCAAGGAGUAAUAAUACUGACUAGACAUGGAGAUCGUGGGCCAAUGAAUCAUGUUCGAAACAUGGCUGAUAUAGACUGCAGCAUGGAACCUGAUCAGGAGUAUAAUGAUUAUACCAAAUUCUUGCAAAACAUAUUCUUCAACAUGUCAUUACAGUUUUUAGGUCCUUUUCAUGGGUACCCAUUAUAUCCACCACAAAACAAUUGUUCCAUAAGUCAACUAACUCCAAUUGGUGUAUCCCAAAUGCUGAAGCUUGGACGAACGUUGCGUUCUGUAUACCACCCUUUGCUUAGUGUUUCUAAUUCUGAUGACAUAAUAAUAUAUAGCACUAAGUAUAGACGUACAUUCCAAAGUGCAUUGGCGUUCAUGUAUGCAGUUCUGUCACCAGAUGUAUUGUCCAAAGUCACGUUCAAGGAGAGUGAUAGUUAUAGUUAUUGUUUUGAUCAUUGUGCCUGUUUCAAUGUUAAUAGUUUACAAAUGAAAAUAAAACAGUCAUCUGCAAGACGAUUAAAGGGCCGUAGAGUAGUAGAAAAAAUGCUCAAACGCAUACAUAAUGUAGUACAUCUGAUGUCUAGUAGUGUACGGGUAGACCCUUACUUACUUAGGGAUUCUAUUAUGACAUAUGUGUGCCAUGGUGCACCACUUCCUUGCUUUCAGAAUGAUUGUAUAACACGUGACAAUGUAGAGCAGCUUUUCAACUACAUUGACUGGGACUUGGAACGUUAUGCUAAACAUGGGCUGUUGCGAAAAUAUGGACUACUAAAGUCUUAUGGUUUUGCACUGAAUAUUGCUAUGAACUUGUUGAAGAUGGUAUCCGAAAGUAAACCUCGUCUGGUCCUAUACUCAGGUCACGACUUGACUGCUCAAUACCUUUUAGCGGCAUUUGGAGUUCUUAAUGCCCAAACUAUGUCGCCGCACUAUGCUUCCCGUCUAGUAUUUGAGGUAUAUCGAAACAACACGGUUGAUACUACAUACCCCGGUAGAGACUUUUACUUUAGAGUAAUUUUCAAUGGCAAAGAUGUGACCCGAUCAGUGGCCUUUUGUAAAACCCGUGCUGGCAGCUGGACUAGUUCAUCAAUUUACCUCUGCCCAAUUGAGUCUGCUAUUAGGUUCAUACAUGAUGAUUAUUUUACCAUUUUCAAUGCUUCCAACUACAAGGAAGCAUGUGGCACCCGUUCUUGAAUUGUAAGCCUUCUUUUUCUAGAGUCACUAAACCGAAUUCAUAUAGGUAAUUAUUGUGACAUAAAAUUGUUUUUUUCUUGUUGAUGUAAAACUAUAAAUAUCACUUAUAUUAUUUUCUGUUUUACUAUUAUACCACUGAUCAUUAAUAAUUUCACUACCUACAUCUGAUUUUACAUAGGUAGAGUACCUAUUUGAAAACAUAUAUUAUUAAACUGUAAAAUUAAUUAUCAGGACAUAAUUAUAUAGUAUAUUGUAUAGUGUUAUAGUUAUGGCAACAAAUUACUAGGUGAUUAUAACAUAAUGAAAUCUACCUACAUUAAAAUAUUACAUACAUAUAUUAUGUUAGAAUUAUAAUUAUUUCUAGUCAGUAGUUGCAUAUUGUCUUUCCGUUCAUUUUUUGAUAACAAAAAUGUACCAAAUUAUUAUUAAUUAUUCAUACUUUUUGGUUGGUUAUAAGAUAAUAAAAUAGUUUUGAGAUUUGUAUCGAAAAAACAUUAGUUUUUUCAGUUUAUUUAACAGAAAUGAUAAGCAAUACUAGUAAAAAUAUAUGUAUAAUGUAUACAUACAUAUAUAUAUAUAUUAUUUAAAUUAUUUUUUUGUAUAGAUAGUAAAUUAAUAGUUUAUUAUACUGUACACUCAUUACUCAUUAGUCAUAAAUCAUAAUUAUAAUGAUAUAUACAUUUCAAUAUAAUUGAAUGUUAUUGGUUAAAUUUUGUUACUGAAUGAUUUUUAUAAAUAUCAUCAAGAUUAGUUCUGUGCUUGAGGUCUUGAGGAGUUCAUAAGUUCCAAACAGCCUAACAUUCAUUUUUAUUGAUUAAAAUGCUAUUAAAGUAAUUUAUGUUAUUUUACAAUCAGUAAUACAGUAGGUUGAAUUAUUUUUGCCAAAAACAUUGCGUUUUAAAAUGUCAUGUUUGUAUAAAACAUUGUAAUAUACUUUAAAAGUAAUCAUCUUUAAUUUUACUCACGAAUAAUAUUUUAAAAUUACAAUAAAAUAACUAAAAUCGUUA